ACAUCGCGUAACGUUUGAUUGGUUCAAUUAGAAUGUCGUUCAAGUUGAACUAAUAAUUGAACUCGCGCACCUUUCGAAUUCAAGGUCUCGCUUCCACCGUUCCACGUGGAGUAUGGGAAAAUGUUUUAUUUAUCAAACAGAAGGUCUUAUCAAUAGACGUGUGUGCGAUUUUUCAGGCGAUACGUUAUCAGUGAAUUGAUAUAUCAAAUCAUUUGUUUUAAAAAUGUCGACUGUGUUAGAAGAUGUGUGCGAACUCUUAGAUAGUUACAAUGGAAGAGACAAGGUUGUCCGUCUAGCAUGUUACACAUUCAAGUUAUAUGGGUGCAUCAAAGGAGACAAGCCAUGGCAAACUGCUGGCUCUCGCCUCUCCAAUGCAAGGAUGAUGUUAAGGCUGUUUGAUGAUAUCCCUAUGAUGAGACACACUUAUAACUAUGGCUUUGGAAAACAUGAGUCAUCGAAAAUAGCAGCCACUCUCGGGGUGUUAGCAAAUUGUGUGGACCAAAUGUUCCUCCCAGUGGAGAAAGCAUGUUGGUUACAUGAUGUGGGGAUUCUGAAGCUGACUCCCGAUGUAGCGAAUAAAUUAGAGGUGUUCAGCACGGCUCUGUGGGCUGCUAGCUUGUAUAUUUCACUUAUACAAAACUUCCGUUCCUUCCGACACCUCUGGUGGUCUCGGGAUUGCCUCCAAAGUACGGAAGACGUCAGCGAAGCGAUGCGGAAAGUUGACAUUCGUCUAGCCUUACAAAUAAUUACAGCUGGGAAGUUAUUCUUGGAUAUAACCCAUGCGGUUAGCUGCUUACCUGCUGGAUGGUUGUGGGGAGAGAAAAUCGGUUCGACUAAAGUAGCAGCCAUUGCUACCACCUCUUCUGUGAUCGGUAUCGCGAUGUAUUUCGCGAGGAAACGACUGCUCAAAUAAAUAAUCAAAUAAAAUAGUGAAAGUGACUGUGAUUUGUGAAGUGUUAAUAAUGGUUCUUGCCAGAAAGUGGGGGUUAUGACAUCUGAGAUUUAAUUGUUUACCAAUUCAUGGCAGUAACAGGGUUGAGUAUUUGCGCACACAAAUUUUAUUUUGUAAAUAGUUUGUGUUUAUGUAUUU
Molecule: messenger RNA, 1090 nt
Organism: Colias croceus (clouded yellow)
Lineage: Eukaryota; Metazoa; Arthropoda; Insecta; Lepidoptera; Pieridae
Product: peroxisomal membrane protein 11C-like
Exons: 4
Coding region: 224-913 (229 amino acids)
Biological process (GO): peroxisome fission
Cellular component (GO): peroxisomal membrane
Source: RefSeq, a predicted model, not a curated record